AUGCCCGUGGGAGCAUGGGACAGUCAUAUGCAUGUAACCUCUCCUGACUACCCUCUGGCAACGUCGGCCGCAUACAAACCAUCUCUACACAGUCUAGACCACGCCAUGACUUUCGAAAAGACAAUUGGUAUUAACAACAUCGUGCUUGUUCAACCCUCUAUCUAUGGUAACGACAACUCUUGCCUCUUAGACGCUCUAAAGGAAAUUGGACCAACCCAUGGUCGGGGCGUGGUGGCGUUUGAUCCCGACGACAUUGCCAGCGAUACAUUGCAAAAAUGGCACAGACUGGGUGUCCGAGGCGUCAGACUAAACUUCAAAUCCACAAAUGAACCAUUUAAUCCGGAUGCUGUCAAGCAGACCUUACGAAAGUAUGCGGCUAUUGUAAAACCACUCGACUGGGUCAUUGAGCUAUUCAUCGAUCUCGAGCAACUUCGCUUCAUAACCGACAUUAUGCCUGAACUCGGAGUAAAGUUCUGCAUUGCUCAUUUCGGCGCUCCUGACAUGAAACGCUGGACUUCAUAUCCUUCAGAUGCGUCAGAUGUACCGGGCAUGCAGCAUUUGACGACACUGUUAGCACAAGCUGAUAAUCUAUGGGUCAAAAUCUCGGCUCAUUAUCGCUUUGACCUUUCCAUUGACAAUAUGGCUGGAACCGAAGCCAUCACAAAGCUGUUGCUAAACACUGCGAGAGACAAGAUGAUCUUUGCAUCAGAUUGGCCACAUACACGCUUCGAGGGUUUAGAUGUGAAGCCUUUCGUUUCCAGAUGCCUCGACUGGACGGAAAAAUUUGAGGCGAAGGAUCUGGUGUUCCGAGACAACGCAAGACGUCUCUGGGACUGCAUUUAA
Molecule: messenger RNA, 843 nt
Organism: Aureobasidium melanogenum CBS 110374
Lineage: Eukaryota; Fungi; Ascomycota; Dothideomycetes; Dothideales; Saccotheciaceae
Product: amidohydrolase
Exons: 1
Coding region: 1-843 (280 amino acids)
Molecular function (GO): hydrolase activity
Source: RefSeq, a predicted model, not a curated record